Molecule: messenger RNA, 2592 nt
Organism: Giardia duodenalis
Lineage: Eukaryota; Fornicata; Diplomonadida; Hexamitidae
Exons: 1
Coding region: 1-2592 (863 amino acids)
Source: RefSeq, a predicted model, not a curated record
AUGAAAAUUCGCUCUAUUGUCGAUAUAAUAUGCGGCUGCCUAACGAACUACAGCCCUGCAAGAGAGGAUAUCUAUCAGUACGUUGAAGGAGUACUCCAAAACUACACCGUGUACAUUCCUCAAACUGAUGAUGAAACAGGCAGUGUGAGGAUCGACUGCUCUGCUGUGGGCGUCUCUACCUCUGCUCCACUGAAGAAUAUGACUGACCAAAUGACUAUACAGCAGCGACAAUUCAUUAGUGAUGUGUGUUGCGGGGUUGCUAGCAACAGGCCUGUUCUUAAAAGCUGUACUGACCUACUUUACGCGCAAAAUCCCCAGCUCCUUCCAUCUGCUAAGAACCUCUAUUAUGUAUUGUUUUACUAUACCAUUUUUGAGCUUUUGCGCCAACCGUUUUCCAAGCUACGAGCCAUCCUGGUGUCUCAGCAAGCCUCUGUUAUUCUGCCAUUUUUGCGACUGGUUUGGGGCGACGCCUCACCUUCCAAAAUAACUAAGGGAUCGGUAGAUAUCGCGGAAAAGGGCUCUGGUGACGAAAGUAGCUCGGAAAACGAUAGGUACAAAGCUACCGAGGAUUCAUUAAUGCAACAGGCAAUACAGCCCGUAGUUCAAGACGCGCGGCUAUCUAUUCAUCUAAGACGUAUCUUAGAGUCACACUUUGAUGAGACAUAUGUUCGUGGACCUUUGACACAUGCGAUUGUUCAUAAUUGUUACCAGGAAGCGACAGAUCUAAUAGCCAUGCUAUCCCAAAAGUCAGAAGCUAAAAGCGCCUGGCAAAAAGGGCGAACACCACCUCCGAUAGCACCAGCACUUGGCACAAAGUUUAGUGCUCCUGUGACCAGUGUUUCUUUAUCAAAGAAAAUUACAGAUAUUACUCCAGAAGAGGUGCAGGCUGAAUACUGCUAUACGGCAAAGAAAGCCCCACUUGCUAUGCUUAAUAAGCCAAUGAACGAGGUGCUAAAGAAAGCAGAGGAGGAGCGCAAACAAUUCCUCCCUCAACUGACUAAACCAGAUAAGCGCACAGCUGAAUGGUACAGCGAGGAUAAGCGUCGGCACGCCGAGGCCAAAAAGAAACUGGACGAUAAGAAGCAGGAGGAGGCCGCCCGGGAGGCUGCUGCAUCUAUUGAACGAAAGCAAGCCAUGGCACGCAAGAGAUAUGUCCAGGUUCCACCGCCAAGAGAGACAAAAGCGACUAUUUUGCGAGCUAACGCAAUUAUAGAAAAGGCGUUGGAUGUGGAGGCCCAAGAGCUUAAUAUGUAUAUGGCUGGCUUGCGGGAUAGUUCGGAGUUUGAUAUGUGGCGAGCAGCCAUGCUUGAGCUCGACAAACAGAAGCGCCUUGCCGAAAUAGAGCUUCAUAAGCGUGAUGCGAAGCUAGCUUUCGAAGAUGCAAAACAUGCGCGGGAAGUGGCGCUAAAGUUGAAAACAGCUAAGGUAAGUGAGGAAAAUAAAGAGCAUUUUCAGCAGCUCCUUGAGUACUUUGAAAGAGAUGAUAAACGACUCCAAGAGGCUCAGCGGCAUGCUAAGGAACAGCACGACAUGUUACAAUUAAAGGUGGAUGAAGCUAAAAAAGAUUUAGCGAGAGAGAAGCAGAGGCUCGCGGACGAGCGAAGACAAGAGCAUCUUCAAAACGUGGAGUAUAUGGCAGACUUAAAGCUUGCUGAGAGCAUCGAAAGGAUAGAGCUAGUGAAGCAAAUUAAGGCUAUGCUGGAAAUAGUUGGAGCAGAGCGCGAAAAGAAAUUACUUGAAAAGUAUGACUCCUCUACUACGGCAGGUCACGGCUUAUUAGAUGAAAUGUCUCUUACAGAGCUACGGCAGCGGCUCCUUCUCAUGAAAGAGGUUAAUCUUCAGAUUCUAGAGGAUCGUCGUAAAGCUAUUUUGGAAGCGAAAGAGAAUGAACAGGCUGAGCUGCAACGAAAAUGUGAGCAGGUAGCACGGGUAAGAGAAGCUAUUCGCGCCGAUAGAGAGCAAAUGAAGCUAACCGCAGAUGUACGUGUUGAUUUCUCCAUCUAUCAAAAGUAUAUAGAUGCCGUUCAGGAGUCUACCAAGGAAAUAAUUGAUAGCUAUGAGAAAGAGUUAGGUAAGCGUAUUAAGACACGUGAGGAGCAAAGUCGCGAGCAGAUAGAGCAAGGGGAGGUUGCACGAGCUGCCGCAAAUGCUUUACGGCAAAAACUAAACGCGCGGGCCAAAGAGAAAAGUACUGUCAAGAUAUUUACUGAGAAUAUCUUAACCAAUACCUACACAAAAACAACGGAUAUGUUCUACACAAAGGCAGCAUAUCCAGGGCCAGAGAAAGCGCAAAUAGCAAGCGAGGUCAAGCAAAAACGAUUGGAAAACAUACAGUUAACUAAACAUAGACAAGCGGAGGAACGAUCUGAAUGUAAGAGGAAGCAACAAGCUGACCUGGAGCAGCAAAAGAGAAUCACCGCAGAUGAAGCUGCGAAGACUGCAAAGCGGAAAGCGGAUCUGCACAGAACACAAAAAGAAUGGGAGCUUAUGAGGGAUCGAAAUGACGCUCUCAGAGAUCCAUACAGGGCAUCUGUUAAGGGGGCAGGACACACAGGCCGGGAUGCAGGAAUGUAUGAGGGAAUAUUUAUAUAA